CUUCCCUACCGAGAAACAUUCACAAAACUAAACAAAAUUUCAAACAAAAAUCUUUGCUUUCUAAGCGGUUUCUUUUGCUCGUAUCUGAAAAGUGAUGGAUUUGAGGGUGAUGGGUCUGGAAUCUCCUUUGUUCCACACGCUGCACCACAUCAUGGACAUGUCGGAGGACAGUGCAGGGGACAAGACACACAAUGCUCCGACACGGUCAUACGUGCGGGACGCGAAAGCCGUGGCUGCAACACCUGCAGAUGUGAAGGAAUAUCCGAAUUCCUAUGUGCUCCAGAUCGACAUGCCGGGUUUGAAAUGUGGGGACAUAAAGGUUCUGGUUGAAGAUGGUAACGUGCUUUUCAUCAGCGGUGAGAGAAAGAGGGAAGAAGAGAAAGAAGGGGCAAAGUAUCUCAGAAUGGAACGAAGGGUUGGGAAAUUCAUGCGCAAGUUUGUGUUACCUGAAAAUGCAAACACUGAUGAAAUCUCUGCAGUGUGUGAAGAUGGUGUGCUUAGUGUCACUGUGAAGAAAUUGCCUCCUCCUGAACCCAAGAAAUCAAGGACUAUUGAAGUUAAGGCUGCUUGAGUUUGCUAAACUUUUUAAGAACUGCAUAAAUAAAGAUAUAAACAGAAGAGACAACAGUGUUGUCUCUGUUUGAGUUCUUAUCUUCCUGUUAGAAGAGUUUUAUGGUUGACUGUGUUGUGUUUUUGCUAAAGUGAUUUGUGGCUUUUAAUGAUUUCGUGAAUAUAAGUAAAUUAUGUUACUUUAA
Messenger RNA from Vigna umbellata (rice bean), 755 nucleotides. Its product is annotated as 17.9 kDa class II heat shock protein-like. The record is from RefSeq and is a predicted model, not a curated record. NCBI's taxonomy places the organism in Eukaryota, Viridiplantae, Streptophyta, Magnoliopsida, Fabales, Fabaceae.